CCAAAACGUCCCUCAUUUCCCCCCCGCCUUCCACAAAUGCCCCUGCGAGCGCUCCAUUUCUUCAGCUCCUUCAACCCUCUUCUCCGUGCCCCAUGGAUCGCAAAAACCCUUCUCCUCAAGGAGAGACGGCUCGAGUGGUGGUGGAGUUGGAGGUGGCCAUAACCUCCAUCGUAUUCCUCAAAGGAUUUUAUCCCCCUGGGGCAUUCGAGAGGAGGAGGUAUAUGAAUGUGGUGGUCCACAAGGCACGGCAUCCACAGCUAUCGAACUACAUCCACUCUGCAACCUCUGAUCUCCUCCCAUUCAUCCAAAAGGGUUUGGUAGAGAGGGUGACAGUAAUCUUCUAUGACAAAGAACAUGUCCCAGUUGAGAGAUUUGUGUUCAAACUCAAUUUGAACCAGUCAUACAGCUCCAAGGUGGAGGAGAACAGUCUUGAAUUUGCUCUAAGAGCUUUCCUGAUCAAGCUUACGGUUGCCAAGCCUGUCACAAAGCCCCUCCCUCCUGGUAGCAGCUGGGAGAUCACUGCCUACUUCCGUGCCCUCCCUCAGGACACUAGCAAGGAAGCACAGCUCUGGAUUCCAACAGAUACAAAGCAGUGGCUGCAGCCCCCACACAUAACCCCGAUCAAGUCGAUGAGCAGUGAACCUUUGAAGGUGCAGCUCUACUUGGAACAUCCCAGCCCUUCUGAACCAAAGGUUCCGAUGGGAUAAUUUUAUGAUUAGAAUCAAUAUAUGUUCCCUCUGCCUUCGCUUUUCCACAAGUUGUACACAGGAGCAAGUCCCAAAACAGAAUUUAUUUGUCAGCUACCUUCAUUAUGAAAUUUGCAAAUUUAUACAAGCUUUUCCUUCUUAAAAAA
Phoenix dactylifera (date palm) is the source of this 853-nucleotide messenger RNA. It is a transcript of the gene REV7, whose product is annotated as DNA-binding HORMA family protein. The record is from RefSeq and is a predicted model, not a curated record. Gene Ontology annotation, cellular component: zeta DNA polymerase complex. Lineage: Eukaryota; Viridiplantae; Streptophyta; Magnoliopsida; Arecales; Arecaceae.